This is a messenger RNA of Trichoderma aggressivum f. europaeum, 2256 nucleotides long. RefSeq lists its product as uncharacterized. Gene Ontology annotation, molecular function: protein binding; GTPase activator activity. The coding region runs from base 1 to 2256 and encodes 751 amino acids. The record is from RefSeq and is a predicted model, not a curated record. Lineage: Eukaryota; Fungi; Ascomycota; Sordariomycetes; Hypocreales; Hypocreaceae. Gene Ontology annotation, biological process: negative regulation of Ras protein signal transduction; regulation of GTPase activity. The transcript is spliced from 5 exons. Gene Ontology annotation, cellular component: cell cortex.
AUGUCUACCUACGAUGGCUCGCGCUCGGCGCGCCAGUCCAAGCGGUACUCCAUGUCCGCGCUGUACAUGUCCAUGACAGCAAAUGAAGGAGAGAUGCAAAUUGAGGACGAUCUCGCUAAAGCCCAGAAAGCCCUGCGAGAUCUCAAGUCCAAAAUCUCCUCCCAGUCCAAGAAGAACUUUGUUCUCGAAAAGGACGUCCGUUAUCUUGAUUCGAGAAUUGCGCUGCUCAUCCAGAACCGCAUGGCGCUGGAAGAGCAAAACGAAGUCGCCAGCCAUCUUGAUGAUACCGAAAUGGAAGAAGGCGUCUUCCCCAAUGACGACAAGACGCAGAAAUACGGAAAUCUCUUGUUCCUUCUGCAGUCCGAGCCCAGACACAUUGCUCACCUGUGCCGACUCGUCUCAAUGUCGGAAAUCGAUUCGCUUCUUCAGACCGUCAUGUUCACCAUUUACGGAAACCAGUAUGAGAGCCGAGAAGAGCACUUGCUCCUUACCAUGUUCCAAUCUGUUCUCACCUAUCAAUUCGACAACACCCCCGACUACUCCUCACUGCUCCGAGCCAAUACGCCCGUCUCCCGCAUGAUGACGACCUAUACGCGAAGAGGCCCCGGUCAAAGCUUCCUCAAGAUUGCCUUGGCCGACAGAAUCAACAGCUUGAUCGAACUGCGAGACCUGGAUCUGGAAAUCAACCCCCUCAAGGUCUAUGAACGCAUGGUUGAGCAAAUCGAAGAAGAUACCGGCACGCUACCGCCAAACCUACCAAAGGGAAUCACCGCUGAGCAGGCGGCGGAGAACCCCCAAGUCCAAGCCAUCAUCGAGCCGCGGUUGACAAUGCUCAUCGAGAUUGCCAACGGCUUCUUAUCCACCAUCAUCGAAGGCCUGGAGGAGGCCCCCUAUGGCAUUCGCUGGAUCUGCAAGCAGAUCAGGAGCUUGACAAAGCGCAAGUAUCCCGACGCCAACGACCAGAUCAUCUGCACAUUGAUCGGCGGCUUCUUCUUCCUGCGCUUCAUCAACCCGGCCAUUGUGACCCCCAAGUCGUACAUGCUCAUUGACGGAACGCCCGCUGAGCGACCUCGCCGAACCCUCACCCUGAUUGCCAAGAUGCUCCAGAACUUGGCCAACAAGCCCUCGUACUCCAAGGAGCCUUACAUGGCCAAGCUCCAGCCCUUUAUCCAGCAGAAUAAGGACAGGAUCAACAAAUUCAUGCUUGACCUGUGCGAGGUUGGCGACUUUUACGAAAGUCUGGAGAUGGACAACUAUGUGGCGCUUUCAAAGAAGGACCUUGGGCUUGAGAUUACGCUCAACGAAAUCUACGCCAUGCACUCGCUCAUUGAGAAGCAUCGCAAUGAGUUGUGCAAGGAUGAGUCAUCUCACCUGUCCAUCAUUGUGUCUGAGCUGGCGUCGGCCCCUCCACAAGUGCCUCGCAAGGAGAACCGAGUCAUCAACCUUCCCCUGUUUAGCAGAUGGGAGACUGCGAUUGAUGAUUUGACCGCGGCACUGGAUAUUACACAGGAGGAAGUGUACUUUAUGGAAGCCAAGUCCAUCUUUGUGCAGAUCAUGCGAACCAUCCCCCAGAGCAGCGCCGUCUCGAGGCGGCCGCUGCGACUUGAGCGCGUCGCAGAUGCAGCUGCCACGAGCCGCAAUGACGCCGUCAUGGUGCGCAAGGGCAUCCGGGCCAUGGAGCUGCUGUCGCAGCUACAGGAACUCGGCGUCAUUGACAAGGCUGACCAGUUUGACCUGCUGAGGGACGAGGUGGAGCAGGAGCUUCAACAUUUGGGUUCGUUGAAAGACGGUGUGAUUGCCGAGACCGAGAAGCUCGAAGAAGUUUUCAAGACCAUUCGCGACCACAACGCAUACUUGGUUGGCCAGCUGGAUACAUACAAGAGCUACCUUCAUAACGUGCGAUCACAGAGCGAAGGCACUAAGCGGAAGCAGCAGAAGCAGCAGGUUCUUGGACCCUACAAGUUUACACAUCAGCAAUUGGAGAAGGAGGGCGUCAUCCAGAAGAGUAAUGUCCCGGAUAACAGGCGGGCCAACAUCUACUUCAACUUUACCAGUCCGCUACCAGGCACCUUUGUCAUUUCCUUGCACUACAAGGGCCGAAACCGAGGACUGCUCGAACUCGAUCUCAAGCUUGAUGAUCUGCUUGAGAUGCAGAAGGAUAACCAGGACGAACUGGACCUGGAAUACGUUCAAUUUAAUGUUCCCAAGGUCCUUGCAUUGCUCAACAAGAGGUUUGCUCGGAAGAAGGGAUGGUGA